Molecule: messenger RNA, 654 nt
Organism: Lodderomyces margitis
Lineage: Eukaryota; Fungi; Ascomycota; Pichiomycetes; Serinales; Debaryomycetaceae
Gene: SLD5
Product: DNA replication protein
Exons: 2
Coding region: 1-654 (217 amino acids)
Biological process (GO): double-strand break repair via break-induced replication; DNA-templated DNA replication
Cellular component (GO): GINS complex
Source: RefSeq, a predicted model, not a curated record
AUGGACAUUGACGAUAUCCUUAGGGAAUUCGAGGAAUCAUCGACAAAUGAGUUGCAAGCAUCUACUUCCAACAUUUGUCAGGAGCUCAUUACUGUGGUGACGAAUGAGAGAAUGGCUCCAGAGCUUCUACCUUACAAGGCAUCUUUGAUGAAUUCAAUCUUGACGCAUAUUUCAAACCAACAACAGUAUUUACUCGAUAGUCAUGAGUAUGGCGAGAUGAAUAGCGCGAAUGGGGUUAUAUCAAGUGAUUUCAAGUUACAGUUGAUGAUUGUUGAAACCGACGUUGAGAGGCUAAGCUACAUUGUUCGAUUGUAUUUGCGUACCAGACUAUCAAAGAUAAACAAGUUUACUAUUUUUUACAUCAAUAAGUCCAAUAGAGAGGAUGAUGGAGGAGGAGAUUUGUUAUCAGCAGAGGAGAAAGAGUAUAUUCACCAGUAUUAUCUGUUGUUGACUCUGUUGUACAACAACUGCUUUCUCAAAAAACUACCGCAAAUAUUAACCUUCUUGGAUGAUAGCAGUGGAGGACAAAACAUGGUCGUUGCUCCAGACCUUGACCAGUUUGUAUUUGUGAAAUGCACAUCCGAAGCACUGAUACUACUUCACUUGGAAGAUGAUGAGUUGGAGUUGGUUAAAAACGGAGUCUACGUAAUUUGA